This is a messenger RNA of Daphnia carinata, 1860 nucleotides long. Its product is annotated as dynein regulatory complex subunit 2-like. Gene Ontology annotation, biological process: regulation of cilium movement; axonemal dynein complex assembly; cilium-dependent cell motility. The transcript has 5 exons. The coding region runs from base 1 to 1383 and encodes 460 amino acids. Gene Ontology annotation, cellular component: axoneme; axonemal dynein complex. NCBI's taxonomy places the organism in Eukaryota, Metazoa, Arthropoda, Branchiopoda, Diplostraca, Daphniidae. The record is from RefSeq and is a predicted model, not a curated record.
AUGCCUCCGAAGAAAUCAGACAAGUGGAAAUCUGGUGGUGGCAAGAAAGGGAAAGGUGCAAAAGGAGACGGAUCAAAGGGUAAAAAGAAAGGUGGCAAAAAGAAGGUGAAAGCCAAGUUGAGCGAAGAUGCUAAAAACAGGCAACAGGAGCAACGAGCUGCCGUCGAGGAAGAAAGGAGAAGGAUGAGGGAAGAAUUGAUCAAUUCUUUUCUCCGGCAUAAACUCAUAAAAGAGCAGAAUUUGACCCGACUUAAUCAAAGUAAACUGAUUGAAAAAUGGAGGCAUGUCCUUCGCGACGCGAAAAGCCAAGAGCUUUCCAGGGAACUAGAAUUAAUGAAAUUAGAUUUUGAUAAACGCUACACGGAGAACGUAACUGAAAUCAACCGUUUGAUGGAAUCUUUGCUCCAGAGCGGAUUGGAUUUCGUUCAGAUAUGCGAUCGCCAAAAAAUGGAAAGUGACAGAACUUACGAGGAACACGUGGCCAGACUAAAGGCUUUCGGGAACGUUUAUGAACAGGAAAGUAAAUCAUUUAAAGCCACCAUAGCCAAGGAUUAUCAAAAAGCUAUGGCAUGUCACCAAGAAGAAAAGCGUUCGCUGCUGUGUACUAUUAACACUCUGCAAUCGCAUUAUCGCGACAGCUAUACAGCCCAGAAAGCCAACUUUCAAGUCCGUAAAGACGAUAUCAUUAAUCAGGGUCUGGAAGACGAGCAGACAAUCCGUCAGAAUCUGGAGCGACGGUUAGAGAACAGCUGGCAGCAAUUACAUGAGAAUUGCGUCGAUAGCGGCGAGUUAGACGACCAACGUUGGGCCUUGUACUCUCUUUUACGUAGGAGGGAUCAAAUCGCAUGCGAGCAGCAGCAUAGCGCUGAAAAUCGUUUAGAAAAGCUCUCCAAGGCUGUCAACAAAAUCCAUGAAAAACACAACUGUCACGAGCACAGCACGCAAGAAUUGAUAGAGCGCCGCAACGAACUGCAUGACAGGAGAGAACGUUGGCGACUCAGGUUACUAAAACAACAGCAUCAACAUGCCGAAAGACUGAAAGCAGUGGCAGCAAGUUCGAGUGAUGCGGCCGAAUAUCUCGAACAAUUGGUUAGGCAAGGUGUGCUCAUUUUGCGAUCGGCUCAACGUUGUCGUCUUUUAAAACCGCAGCCGAGUUCCGGUUCGUCGUCAAAUUCGUCCGUCGCGUCGCCGUCCUCGGAGCCCUUUCAAUAUUUUUGGACAAGGUUCAACCAUUCUUACCUUGAGACAGUCCUUUUACAACGACAUCGGGCUGCUAUUGUACGCGGACGCACGGCUGAGGCCGCUCGACUUCAAAAGGAGGUCGGCAUCCCCACGCGCUGGAGUUUGAAUGGCACAAGUUUGGCUAUUCAUCCGGAGAAAUAAUAACGCUGGUUCUCGUAAAAAGGCCUUUUUCUUUCCCUCGCCAGGUUCCCUCUCCUUCCGGCCUUCACUAAACUGUUUGCUUCGUCGCUUUUAUCGUUCAAAUGGCAAUCAUUGAAAUAUUUCAUAUCAAGCAAUGGAAAUGAGAGCUGAGUUAAUCAGAAGAUCGUGGGAUGGCACACGUGCCCCAUAUCUCAUGUUUCUUCGUCUGAUCAGAGUCAGAGUACCAUUGAAAAGCAGCCAUAUUGACAAGAUUUGUGAAUAGCGUUUACACAGAGUUUGCCUUUUCAUUUUAUCUCCUUCCAUUCAAACGUGGCUCGUGAUCAUCGAUCUAAAAAUAAAUAGCAUUGCGUUCACAAAAGGAAUAAGGAUGGAUUUUGAAUUUCCUGCCACGCGGUGGGAUAGUAAUCUCUCGCAUAGCGUUUGAUGUGUGUCCGAAGAUUCCGGCAUAGCAUGAACGCUUUUGUAUUUUUCAAACAU